CCGUUGACACAAGACGAGAGUCCCCUAGUUGUUUGUGUGUGUAUGUGUGUGUGUGUAUAAUGCUUUAUUACCGGAGGUUAUUGUUCAGUUGCAAUGGGACACUCCAGGCCAUUUCCACUCUCAACAAGUUCCCUUUGAGGACAACUUGGUAAAAUCAACUUUCCCCUUUCCUCGGUAGUUCAAGGACACAGGAUCUGAAGUACUUGUGUAGUGUUGCCUUGCCUGAGUCACUCUCUUUUAAAUAAACUAAUCUGCACUCCCUUUUGGGCACUGAACUCCACAAUGGACUCGAUUUCCAGAGGGACAACAAUUUAUUUUUUACCUUUCAUGAACAAACUAUAGCAACAGGCCCUAGGUUACUCUUAAGCAGAAAGUCCUCUCCUGGGCAAACAAACUGAAUAUACUCAACUUACGUAUACUGUGCCCACAAUGAAAUAGUUUGAGCCAGAAUUUGGACUUGAGUUGUGAGUCUUCACAUCCAGCAGGGUGUAGUUUAUGUGGAAUUUUUCCUGAAUUUUCAGUGUUUUAAGUCCUCGGAACUGAGUAUCUCAAAGUUUGUUUUAACAGUGGAAACCAAAGGUUUAGGUUGUAAUAGUCCUUUCCCACACAGUGUUGGAUCAUUGCUAUGUAAGCUUCCUUAUUGUGUCUUGUGUGGGGUUGAUCAUUUAAAGAUAUUUCUGUUAGUCUGUCCAUUAAUCAAUAUUUUUUCCACUAUAUAUUGGUGAAAGCAAUUACUCUAGGAGAUCUUUUUUUAUCCACCGUUUCUCAGAAACCCUUAAAAUGUUCUAAUCAAACUUUGUUUACAACCACUGUUGUAAUGAAUUACCAAAAUUUGGUUGAGUAAGGAAAAAACAAAUGCUAAAGAAAUGAUAUAGUUGCGGUGGCAGUAGCCUCUGAGCCAAACAGCCUGUGAAACUACAGCUGGCACAGAACAACCGACUUGGCAAUAUUAUAAAAUACAAAAUGUACAAUUAUUUAUUUAAUGAAUGGAAACUGAAUGAGAAUUGUUGAUUGCACUACAUGGAAAAAAAAAAUGUCAUUGGAAAUCGUUGGAACAAGACAGGAAUUGUGCACAAUGUUCUUCCACUUGAGCUGCAGCUGAUUGUUCAGUCCAGACUGAACUAGAAGAGAAAAGAGCUGAAUGGCUGUAACCCAAUCUGUUGCUCUGGGGUAGGCUAGAAUGCCUGGCAGGGCAUGAACAGAGAGCACAGAGCAGCGUCAGCUCAUAGACUGUGGCUGAGGACACACAGCGAUGCUGAGACACUGACACACACACUCUCUCUCUCUCUCUCUCUCUCUGCCUCUCUCUCUCACACACACACACACACACAGAGUCUCUCUGAGGAGCACCGUUGUCAGAUGUGAUGCAGAGCCACUCAGCGUAGCGUCACUGUUCAGAGCGAGAGACAGCAAGUAGAGAGGGAGAGACUAAGAGAGGGAGAAAAGGGGUAUCAUGCUGCCUCCACAUCCUUUCCAGUGCGGGGUGUGUCCCUCCUUCGGCAGCUCGACUGUCCCUCUGGCCUCCUUUUGCACCUCUUGGGUGUCUGGUUGCCGGGAGUGAGCCCUCACGGGGGAAGUGAUGACGCUAGGCUAGGGUUUUGGAGAUCAAACCCCCCACUGGAGCACCGGCCAUCUGUAAGGAACCGCAGCGUUCAUGGAAUAUGAAACUAAGAGUGGCAGAGCUGGACCCGGCAACACAACGUCUCCCAGGCAGAGUGUGAGGAAAAACCUGGACUUUGAGCCUCUCUCUACCACGGCACUGAUACUGGAAGACAGACCUGCUAAUCUGCCUGCCAAGCCAGAGGAGGAGGCUCAGAAGCACAGACAGCAGUAUGAAGAGAUGGUGGCCCAGGCCAAGAAGAGAGAGCUGAAGGAGGCACAAAAGAGGAAGAAGCAACUUGAGGACCGCUGUAAGAUUGAGGACAGCAUUGGUACAGCCGCUCAGACCUGGAACCAGGAGAUUUUACCCAACUGGAGCACCAUGUGCACAUCUCGACGAGUGAGAGACCUCUGGUGGCAAGGCAUCCCCCCCAGUGUUCGAGGCAAAGUGUGGAGUUUGGCGGUGGGGAAUGACCUCAACAUCACACACGAGCUGUAUAACAUUUGCCUGGCCAGAGCCAAGGAGAAGUGGAGGAACAUGACGGCCCUCGCCCCAGAGAUGGAAGCUGAAGAUGCAGGUUCUUCAGACCGGGAGUCAAGUCUAGAACUGAUCAAGCUGGACAUUUCGAGAACCUUCCCCCAUCUGUGCAUUUUUCAGAAGGGCGGGCCCUACCACGACGUGCUGCACAGCAUUCUGGGAGCAUACACUUGUUACCGGCCAGAUGUUGGUUACGUGCAGGGAAUGUCCUUCAUCGCUGCAGUGCUCAUCCUCAACUUGGACACGGCCGAUGCCUUCAUAGCGUUCGCCAACCUGCUCAAUAAGCCGUGUCAGAUGGCCUUCUUCAGAGUGGACCACAGCCUUAUGUUAACCUAUUUUGCAGCAUUUGAAGUGUUCUUUGAAGAAAAUCUACCAAAGCUCUUUGCACAUUUCAAGAAAAACAACUUGACCCCUGAUAUUUAUUUAAUCGACUGGAUCUUCACCCUGUACAGUAAGUCCCUGCCGUUAGACCUGGCGUGUCGGGUGUGGGACGUGUUCUGCCGGGACGGCGAGGAGUUCCUGUUCCGCACGGCGCUGGGCCUGCUGCGUCUCUACCAGGAAGUCCUGACCUGCAUGGACUUCAUCCACAUGGCUCAGUUCCUCACCCGGCUGCCCGACCUCAUCCCCGCCGACCAGCUCUUCCAGCACAUCGCAGCUGUCCACAUGACCAGUCGAAACAGGAAGUGGGCUCAGGUCCUGCUGGCCUUGCAGAAAGAUCCAGAGCGAGGGAGCCCAGUGCUGAAGCGCUGAGCUGAAGUUAGAAGGUAACACUAAUGGACUCCUCCUCCUCCAGGUCCUCCUGGAGAGACACUGCACUCCUGUCAGGCUAAGCAGACCUGACGUUCACCUGGGUUCGGUCAGAGGACUCAUCUGCUCGUUGCUGCAGUGAUGAACGUCUUUGUCCAGUUCUACAUCACUGCUCUGACCUGAAGCAGAGCCCCGGAGACGCUCUGUCAGGGAAGAGUCGGGGGGGGGUUGGGGUGCGAGAAAGAAAACGAGGCCUUACUUUUUUCCACCUUCCAUCCUCUGUCCAGAUGUCAAGCGGUGAACUAAAAACUUGGGCCGUCUCAGGCUGAAGAAUGUACUACACACACUCCUCAUCCACACCAACCAGCAGACUAAUGCAGGUUUCUACAGGCCAGGGGAAACGGCUCCGACCCCCUGCUUUGUUUUUGUACUCUCUCCCUGGCAACAGUCUUUUCUUUUUAUGUUAAGUAUACAGUAAUUCCCCCGAUGUCUUUAAAAACAGUAUUGAGCAGGGAAAUUUAAGCAGUUUGUCCAUGUGUAGUAU
This is a messenger RNA of Cynoglossus semilaevis (tongue sole), 3428 nucleotides long. It is a transcript of the gene tbc1d14, whose product is annotated as TBC1 domain family, member 14. The coding region runs from base 1655 to 2887 and encodes 410 amino acids. The transcript is spliced from 12 exons. Gene Ontology annotation, molecular function: GTPase activator activity; small GTPase binding. Gene Ontology annotation, biological process: regulation of GTPase activity. NCBI's taxonomy places the organism in Eukaryota, Metazoa, Chordata, Actinopteri, Pleuronectiformes, Cynoglossidae. The record is from RefSeq and is a predicted model, not a curated record.